AGCAGAGCCACCGCCACGGGAAGAAGGGGUGCUUCUGGUGGCAUUUCACCUCUGUAAGUGAAUUAAUGCAGGAAUGCCGGAAGAUACAGUUUCACAACCCCAGGCUGUACAUAGCCAACUGGAGAAGCCAUCAAGUACUGCAAUUCUCUGCAAUACCUGUGGAAACCCAUGCAAAGGAGAAGUUUUGAGAGUUCAGAACAAGUAUUUCCACAUUAAGUGCUUUGUUUGCAAAGCUUGCGGAUGUGAUCUGGCUCAAGGAGGAUUUUUUGUGAGACAGGGAGACUACAUCUGUACUUUGGACUACCAGAGACUCUAUGGCACACGGUGCUUCAGCUGUGAUCAGUUCAUUGAGGGAGAAGUGGUUUCAGCACUGGGCAAAACCUAUCACCCAGACUGUUUUGUGUGUGCUCUCUGCAGGCUGCCUUUCCCUGCCGGUGACCGGGUAACUUUUAAUGGGAAGGAGUGCAUCUGCCAGAAAUGUUCCCUGCCCCCUUCCAGCAGCACCGGCUCUUUUCCCCUACAGAACCUCCGGAACUGUGGGGGCUGUGGUUCAGAAAUAAAAAAUGGGCAGUCACUGGUUGCCUUGGACAAACACUGGCAUUUGGGCUGUUUUAAGUGCAAUACAUGUGGCAAGCUGCUAAAUGCAGAGUACAUCAGCAAGGAUGGCAUUCCAUAUUGUGAAAUGGACUAUCAUGCAAAGUUUGGUAUCAGAUGUGACAAUUGUGAAAAGUAUAUCACAGGAAGAGUGCUUGAGGCAGGAGAAAAACACUAUCACCCGAGCUGUGCACGAUGUGUCAGGUGCAGUCAGAUGUUUGCAGAAGGAGAAGAAAUGUAUCUUCAAGGUGCAUCCAUUUGGCAUCCAGUUUGUAGACAGGCUGCAAAGGCUGAAGAAAAAAGCAAGGAAACGAGGACUUCAUCCGAAAGUAUUAUUUCUGUACCUGCUUCAAGUACAUCAGGUUCCCCAAGCCGUGUGAUCUAUGCAAAGCUUGGAGAUGAAAUUCUUGACUACAGGGAUUUGGCUGCUCUUCCUAAAAAUAAAGCCAUCUAUAACAUUGACCGCCCAGAUAUGAUCUCCUAUUCUCCAUAUAUCAGUUACUCUUCAGAUGACAGGCAUAGUUACGGAGAGGGUGAUCAAGAUGACAGAUCUUUCAAGCAGUACAGGACAUCCAGUCCUAGCUCUGCUGGGUCACUGGGCUAUGGUCGCUUCACUCCAACCUCACAUUCUCCUCAGCAUUAUAGCAGACCAGCUGGUACUCAGAGUCUUGGUACCAGUAGCUGCAUCUCCCUGCCCCAACACCCAAGCCUUACAUCUACAUUCAGACAUCAUUACAUCCCUUUCUUCAAAGGCAGUGAAAGUGGUCGGAGCACUCCAAGCUUAUCCAUGUAUUCAGACAGCAAAUCUUCACCUUCUGUCUAUCAGCAGGCUCCUAGGCAUUUCCAUAUUCCAGACACUGGUGUAAAAGAUAACAUCUAUAGGAAACCUCCUAUCUACAAACAGCAUGCAGCAAGAAGAUCAGAAGGGGAGGAUGGAAGCUUGGAUCAGGACAGUAAGAAGAUAAAGACCAGUUGGCUUAUUCUGAAAGGGGAUAUGGACACCAGAACAAAUUCCCCAGAUUCAGACACACGGUCCCUGUCUCUUACUGCCAGAAGUGACAGAGAAAACUUCCCAAGGGCACAGGAGGGGACUGCUGGCUACUCCCGAUUUCCAUAUUCCAAAUCUGCUUCUCUGCCUGGCUAUGGCAAAAACGGCUUACACCAGCCUGAAAAUAUGGGCCAAUAUGAAACAGACCAGGAGGCGAGCUGGGGAAUGAAAGAAUACAAGGUAAGAAGGGCUUUUCCAGCACUGGAAGAACAAUCAGAUUCAGCACUUCCUAGCAAGAUUUAUCCUUAUGAAACACUUAUUGUAACAAACCGAGUUCGUGUGAAAUUGCCUAAGGAUGUGGACAGGACCAGGUUGGAGAGGCAUUUGUCCCCUGAAGAGUUCCAGGAAGUCUUCAAAAUGAGCAUUGAGGAAUUUGAUCGUCUGGCACUUUGGAAGCGGAAUGACCUGAAGAAAAAGGCCCUGCUUUUCUAGCCCCUCCCAGAUAAAAUAUGUGCUUAAUCAAAACAAAAAUAGUCUUGCCAGAACUAUCACAUGCACUUGCUGUUGAACCAUUGUCCAGCUUCAUUGUGUUAGUAUGUGUUGGGGAAACAGGACAGAUUAGAUGGCAAUGCACUGGUAUACAGAGAAUUUGCUAAUCUUGCCUGACCAGAUGGUUUUGUCAGUAACUCCUGGUCCUAACCAGUUAACAGUGCGCAAAAAAAUCCAGCUUUAAAUUUACUGUUGCUUGCAGUUACUGCUUGAUGCAAAUGGAAAUUACGAAAUGAAGAGAAAAAGUGUAGCUGUGACAAAGGAUAUGUGUCCAGCAUCUUGUUCCAUUAAGUUUUACCACAUAAUUUUUACAAAAUUAAGUAAAUCAUGAAUAUAGAACUCUCCAACGGGGGAUCACAUGCUCUUAAAUAUAUGGUAAAAGCCAAAGAAAAGCAUGUCCACAAGCAAUUAUUGCAAUUGUUUAUGCGUGGUACUUUUUAAGAAUGAAAGCAAAAAAAUGGAAGCACCUUAAAUCUACUUAUACUUUAGACACAGCCUACUCUCUAAAAGGUCAUAUUUGUCUAGGAGGUAACUAGCUAUCUUUAUUACAACACAAGACUUUUUAUUUUAUUAAGAAUAUAUUGUGACAAAAAACAGUUAUAAUGACUAAAAAUGUAUACAGACCUACUUAAAAUUGUAGUCCCAUUCAUCAGGGAAACUGAAGCCUUAUAGAAAACUGGUUUAAGAGUGUAUUGUGCCACUUAACUGUGUUGUCCUACUGGUUUAGGAUGUUUGAAGAACUUUUUUUUUUACAUUUCAUGCUGACAGAAAUACCAUGUAAUAUUAAUUAUACAUAGAUAGGUCUAUCUAUCUAUAAAAGUAUUCUUUUCAUUACUAUAUGUCCUAAGUAAAGACAUUCUUACUUUCUCCACUUUCUGGCUUUACACAGUAAGCCAUGAGAACUGUGAUGGCAUUUGGUAGAUGUGAAAAUGGAACAGUUCGGCAUAAAAUGUAACAAAAAAAGCUUGGUGUGCUCUAUCAAUAAUACAUGCAAUUAGAAUCAAGUAUAUAGAAAAAACCCUCAUGCAUUACUACUUGCAUGUUUCUAUACAAACAAGUUUUGAAAAACAACCUAUCUUGAUAUUGGUGCAGUACCUUGAAACUAUCAUAAAUAACAAGCAAAGCUAACAAAAUCUGAGGAGUUUGAUAUGAGCGUUAGACCUUAAAUCUCUUGCAGUGGAAAGACUGUAUUAAAUUUAAUCAUUUUAUAUGGUCAGAGGAAUGGUUGCAGACAAAAAAUGUUUUAAAGGAGUUGCUAGUUUUGUGUGAUACUAAAAGAGCAUUACAAAAAGUACAUUUUUCAGCCAUGUGUCAGUAUUGUGCAUUUUUACUGCCUUGAAUGUUUGUACUCCCGACUUCACUGUCGUUUUGCAUUUCCUUAAAGUAACUGGUAUGCACUACAACACGCUGGUUCAACUUAUUUAGCAUUGGAAAAACCAUAGCAUUGAACAUGCCUUCUUCUGACUGACUUUCAGAAUCCAUGCUCUUGAAAAUAAAUAUUUUCUCAUGAUCUAAAUGUUUUGUCUGACAAUACAAACGUUUUAAAGAAAUCAUUAAAACAAACACCUAACUGAA
Molecule: messenger RNA, 3706 nt
Organism: Calypte anna (Anna's hummingbird)
Lineage: Eukaryota; Metazoa; Chordata; Aves; Apodiformes; Trochilidae
Gene: ABLIM2
Product: actin binding LIM protein family member 2
Exons: 21
Coding region: 74-2074 (666 amino acids)
Biological process (GO): cytoskeleton organization; lamellipodium assembly
Cellular component (GO): actin cytoskeleton
Molecular function (GO): actin filament binding
Source: RefSeq, a predicted model, not a curated record